AUGUUACGCACUCUCAAAUACCUUCGCAGCUCAUGCGGUGAAUUCAUGAAGGCGCAUCAAACACUGAGGCGCACAUUACAGUCACUUCUGUGGUUGCCUUUGGGUAUUACUUUUGUCGAGUACUUCUACACUUUGAAGUCAAUUAGAGGAAGGAGCAUGCAGCCGACGCUCAAUCCAGACUCUUCGUCAUGGCGAGACGUUGUUCUGUUUGACCGCUUCGCAAUACGAAUUUUACGGAAAUAUGAGAGGGGAGACAUAGUUGCAUUACAAUCUCCAACAGACUCGAAGCUGGUAGUCAAGAGGAUAGUCGCUUUGCAAGGGGACAUGGUCAAGACGUUGCCACCUUAUCCCGAUGUAGAAAUUCGCGUCCCUCAAGGUCACGCCUGGGUGGAAGGCGACGAGGCUUUCCAUUCAGAGGAUAGCAAUACAUUCGGACCGGUGCCACUUGCACUGAUCGAAUCCAAGCUAUCCUUCGUUGUCUGGCCGCUUGCGCGGUACGGUCCAAUUAGAAAACCGUCUUCGCCGAACCCAAAUGAUCCCAGAGACCCUGCAUGGCGGAUAAAGAAAGCUGCAGUAGAGAGAGAGCAAUGGAGGAACUCUCGCAUUACCAUAGCGCAGUGA
Fibroporia radiculosa is the source of this 621-nucleotide messenger RNA. RefSeq lists its product as uncharacterized. Gene Ontology annotation, cellular component: mitochondrial inner membrane peptidase complex; membrane. The transcript is spliced from 6 exons. NCBI's taxonomy places the organism in Eukaryota, Fungi, Basidiomycota, Agaricomycetes, Polyporales, Fibroporiaceae. The record is from RefSeq and is a predicted model, not a curated record. Gene Ontology annotation, biological process: mitochondrial respiratory chain complex assembly. Gene Ontology annotation, molecular function: serine-type endopeptidase activity. Bases 1 to 621 code for a protein of 206 amino acids.